Penicillium waksmanii is the source of this 4533-nucleotide messenger RNA. RefSeq lists its product as uncharacterized. The transcript is spliced from 3 exons. Gene Ontology annotation, molecular function: transcription coregulator activity. The record is from RefSeq and is a predicted model, not a curated record. Lineage: Eukaryota; Fungi; Ascomycota; Eurotiomycetes; Eurotiales; Aspergillaceae. The coding region runs from base 1 to 4533 and encodes 1510 amino acids. Gene Ontology annotation, biological process: regulation of transcription by RNA polymerase II. Gene Ontology annotation, cellular component: mediator complex.
AUGAAUCCCGCCCAGUUUCCCAACCCUGGCGGGGGCAUGCCCGGGGUCGUCAAACCGAAUAUGCCGCCGCAACAAAACAAGGAGGGUGCCCAACUCAUCAUGGGCCAUGUUGCUCAGAUCCUCGCGAACCAGGGCCCAUUUGGUGGAUGGAAGGCCGAUGUGCCCAUCAAGACUCGAGCCAUGAAUGUUUACCAGAUGAUCACCUCACUUCGUCUGAUUCAACCCCGAAUCGAUCUUAAUCAGGCAGCCCAGGCGGCUGUUAGUUUCGAACAGAAAGCCUUUCAGAAGGCGACCGAGAAGAGUGAUUACGAAAAAGAAUGUAACGAGAAGCUCCUACACAUCAAAGACACCCGACAGAGACAAGCCGCAGUCGCUAUUCAAGGUGGUAUGAUGGCGGGCGGUAUGCAGAACCAAAUGCAAGGUGGAUUCCCUCCUCAGAUGGGUCGAGGCAUGCAGACUUCUCCCGUCCCGGGUCAGCCUCAAAUGGCGAUGGGCAUGGGAAUGAACGACCCAAACCAACAAGUCUUAAUGCAGCAACGCCAACAGCAGCAGCAGUCUGCGAUGCUCCAACAACAACAAGCUCAACGGGCGCAGCAGCGUCCCGGCAACGCCCCCCUCCCGGAUGACCUCAACAACCUCUCUGCACAAGAACUCGAACACGUUUCUCGACUCGCCAAUCAAAUGCUCUCGAAGACAUCCCCCGAGGACAUGGAAAAAAUCAAGCUCAACUUGUCGAAUAUGAACCCCGAUCAACGUCAAUAUCUAGCACGAAAAAACAUGGAUCCGAUGACAUACUUUUUCCGUUCUCAGGCACUUACCCAACUUCGACGCCACAAGCGUGCGAAGGAGCUGGGCCGCGCGCCGAACGCCGGCAUGGAUCCGAACAGUGCUAUGAUGGGGGAUCCUGCGAUGAUGAACCAACAACAACGACAGAUGUUCCAAAACAUGAUGAACCUCCAGCGAAACAACGGGUUCUCGGGGAGCCCCAAUCAAGGACUCGAUCCCAACAACGCCUUUAUUGGCAAUGUGGAAAACAUACAGGGCCAACAGGCCGAUGGCCUGCGUUCACAGGAGGCUGGUCAGCUUGUGGUACCCGCCAACUCAUCGCAGAUAAAUCAGUCGGCAUUCUCCAAUAACCAGAACAUGUUCUCGCAGCAGAUGGGACAAAAUGGCCAGGCGAACAUGAAUGGGGCGGGCGUCGAUCCCCAGAUGUUCAACCCACAGCACAUGCAACAAGCAGGCUCGAAUGGACCCCAAGGACGAAUGCAAUUCCCCAAUCAACAGGCCCAAGCCCAAGCCCAGGCCCAGGCUCAAGCUCGAGCUCAAGCCGCGCAGAAGGCUCAGAUGGCGAUGUCUGGCCAAAAUGCUCAGGCACAGUCUCACCUUGGCCAAGGGAGCCCGGGCAUGAACAUGCUGAACCAACCGAUGGCCCCUGGUCAAAUGUCCCCAGUUCAAAUGCCUGCUCAGUCCCGGCCUGCGUCGCGACCUCCCAACAUGGGGCAGCAUCCUGGUGGUGUCCAGGGUGGUGCUCCUCAGCCUGGGAUGCAAGGUCGACCACAGAUCCCUGCAAAUCUUCCACAGGCGGUACAGGAACAACUGAACGCGAUGUCUAACGAGCAACUCCACGCCUUUUUGUUGAACCAGCGUCGCGCAGCCCUUGCCAACAAUAUGCAACGAGCAAAUAAUCCCGGUCAACAACCUGGUGGUCUUCAGCAGAAAGUGACCCAACCCGGUCAGGUCCCAGGGAUGUUCAACGGUCAGAUGGGAAAUAAUCCUCGCAUGAGAAACUCGAUUAGCAUGCAGCAGGGAAUGAAUGCCGGGGGUCCACAGCAAAUUCCAGGCGGCCAGCAGUUGACACCCCAACAGCAGCAACACAUGCAACGGGCUCAACAGAAUGAGAUGACCAGACUCCAGAUGCUGCGACAACAGAAUAAUGGCAUGGAGAUGACCCCGGAGCAAACCACACAAAUGGAUCAGGCGACUUUCCCACAGUCCCUUCUCACCAACAAUUCGCAAGUUCCGAAGAACAUCAAAACCUGGGGCCAGCUGAAGCAAUGGGUUUCAUCAAACUCACAAGCCUCGACUGGAAUUGACCCAAACAAACUUUUGACACUUCAGAAGCUCCACUUCGCCCAGAUUCUCAGUGUUCAAGCAAAGGACCCUAACAGACAAAACCAAGGCCAGGGAGUCAUGAAAAAUCCAUUCCAGCAAGCACCCCAGGGUCAAGUGCAGAAUGCACAGAACCUUCAACCCGGACAACCUGGACAGCCAAGCAACAUGCCGCCCAUGCGCCCCAUCACCGCCCAGGAUAUCCACUUGGCUCGCCAAAAGCUGGGACCUCAGUCGCAGUCGUAUACCGAUGAUCAAAUCCGGGAUAUCCUCCGAAACCGACAGAGACAAAUCCUAAUCCAGACCGCGCACCAGCGAGCCCAGGCUCAACAGUUGAGCGCAAACGCAAACAUGGCAUCUGGGCAGAAUCAACCAAUUGCCCAGCCCCAGAUUCCUCAAACCCAGAACAACCAGCCGGCCAAACAACCUCCCAUGCCCCAACCGCAGGUAUCUGCGUCCGAAACACCAGCGGCAACUGCGAAGCCUCCGACUGGAGCUGCUGCUGGAAAAGGUGGGAAGGGAGCUGCUGCUAAGCAGAACUCGAAGAAACGCCCAAGCACCGAUGAUACUGCUGCUGCUGCCGCGGCCGCGGCAGCCGCUGCAUCAGCCGCUGCUCAACAAGCACAGCUUGCUGCUCCUCCUGUUAACGCCCAAAGGGCAAGUGCUCCGUUCUCACAAGAACAAUUCGCUGCUAUGAGUCCUCAGCAGCGAUUGCAAGUUGAGGCCCAUAUGAGGCGCCAGCAGCAGAGUCAGCUCCGUGGGCCAAUACUCAACAGGGCUGCUGCAGAGGAAGCUUGGAACAACCACCUCCCGCCCAAGAUCAUGGAGGCUUACAACGAAAUUUCCAAGAAUGCUCCGGCGGUAAAGCCUAUCUCCGUUUCUCCAGACCAAAAGGCUAUUAUGACCCAGCAACUUCAGGACUCUUUGGACGUACUGGGCCGCCUGGAUGUCUUGGUUCUGCAUGGCUUCGGUAAGAUGCAGGGCCAAGAGAGAAAUGUUAAGAACCUUCUCGCCAUGCGCAUCCAGUUGAUGCGGCAGUUCAAGCCGUCACAGGAGUGGAUCGUCAACGACCAGUUUACUAUCACCCCUGAUUACUUGACUGGCGCCAUUCUCUUCAUUCGCAAGCUUUUCCAGGUCAUGAUUGUUCGUAUGAACCAAGCCCGACCCAACAGCAACCAAGCUGGUACAGCGGUCGCCGCCGGCAACCAGGUCAAUCCAGGCAGCACACCCCAACUAAAUGCAUCUAACCUUCAACAGUUGCAGGCGCAGCAAGAAGAAGCCAGUCGUACUCGUCGUCCCUCCGAACAAUCUGCGACACACCCUGCCGCUCCAUUUGGAGCACCAUCACCUUCCGGGGUUCCUCACGCCUAUGGACCUGGCGGUCUUGUGCCCGAGAAGCUCAAGCUACCCCCUCCCAAAAAGCGCAAGCAGUCUCAUGCCGGUCCCACUGCUUCGCCUGUUCAAGCCGCUACCACUGCGCCGGCCGCAGCUGCCAAGUACAAGCAGGCUGUGGCUGAUGCGAAGACGACAGCAGCUGCUCUCGCUGGUGCUUUCAAAUGCAGUGUGGUAGAGUGUCAGCACCAUUUCCAAGGCUUCCCCAGCCAAGCCGCCCUUGACAGCCAUGUCGAGAAGGACCAUCAGCCAGAAGAAGAAGAGAACAUCGAAGACCCUCUUCAAUUCUAUCUCGAAAGCAUUUCGAUGGGUUUGGGCUUGGACGCGAGUGGUCAGCCGAUCAAACCGAACCACACUACGGGUCUUCCUCCCACCAUGACCCCCGUCAAUAAACCAAGUGUUGCAUCGCCAGUCAAGCAUGGUCUUGCUACUCCAGUUACUGCCAGCACUACGCCUAUGGCUCGUGCCACCAGCCAACUCGGGGCCAAGGGUGCAUCACCAGCAACCCCAGCUCAACAACUCACACCCAAUCAACCCGCCAAGACCAUCAAGCCUUCUCCUGGAAAAGAAGUUCAGAAGCACACUAUCCAAGACGGCGAGGUCAAGGAUCCAUGGUCAGAAUUUCCAAUGUCCUUGGGUACUGUCCACGACUCAUUCACUCCUGUUUUCUCGGAAUGCAGACGUCGUGGUCUUGGUUAUGACCCCUUCGACGAAUUCAUGAACACAGACAUGUUCACUCAGGAUCAAACCGAGGACACCCCCGACUCAUGGGAUAUUGCUUUAGCAACUCUGACCCCCAAGGAUGAUGCAUCUAAGGGAGACGUCAAAGACGGUGUUGUUUGGAGCGACUGGGUACCUUGGGAUGAAGAUACCACCCUGGCCACUGCCGACUGGAUGAACAUUCCUCCCGAGAUCAUGCUCAGGGAUGGCCCUGAUGUGAUUCCUGGUGUGCAGGUCGACUGGGAAAGCCUCGAGCGUCAACAGAAGGACGGAACUAGCUUCGCUCCUCUUCCAAUUGCCCCUACAGCAUGA